AAGUUCUCUGGUCACACUAAUCAAAACAAAAACAUUGAAAAGCGAUUUUCGUUUUUUAUAGAUUAUUAAACUAAAUUAAGGUAGAAUUAGGACCAUGGCCAGCGGAUCCAGGACAACCAUUUUGCCGCAGUCGAAGGAGGCGCUCUUGAAGUCCUACAAUGCGCGCCUCAAAGACGACGUGCGCAGCAUGCUGGAGAACUUUGAAGAAAUCCUCAAGCUGGCGCGCCGCGAGAGCCACAGCCAGAUCUCUAAGACCACGCAGUGCGAACAGGACGCCCUGGAAAUGCAGGUCCGUGCGGCCAACAUGGUUCGUGCUGGCGAGUCCCUGAUGAAGCUGGUGGCCGACCUGAAGCAGUACCUCAUCCUCAACGACUUCCACUCGGUCAACGAGGCCAUCACGAACAACUCGCAGCUGUUUAGGAACACGCAAAGCGAGUGCGACAAGAAGCUAAUGAAGCUGAGGGACGAAAUGGCCAUGGACCUGUACGACCUGGAGGAGGAGUACUACACCAGCAUUUUUAAGUAGCGCUAAGGCUCGUCUUACAUUUUCAUGAAUUGAUUUUGGCCAAACUGUACAACUUAGUAACGAAUCACUUGUAAUUUUUGUUUAGUAAACCGCAAAUCCUUUUGCAUUCACAAAA
Molecule: messenger RNA, 641 nt
Organism: Drosophila santomea
Lineage: Eukaryota; Metazoa; Arthropoda; Insecta; Diptera; Drosophilidae
Gene: MED22
Product: mediator of RNA polymerase II transcription subunit 22
Exons: 3
Coding region: 95-526 (143 amino acids)
Biological process (GO): regulation of transcription by RNA polymerase II
Cellular component (GO): mediator complex
Molecular function (GO): transcription coregulator activity
Source: RefSeq, a predicted model, not a curated record